CGUCGAGCCGCAGCCGCGGGUCCGAGAUCUGCAUGAGCUCCGGCAGCGCCGGGGAACUGUAGCCCAGCACGAAGCCGAAGCUCAUCGGCCCCAGGACGGACGCAAAGGUGGCCAGGUACAAGUUCCUGUUCUGCACUUUGCUGCAGACACACACAGACACACACAGACACACACAGACACACACUUCAUUCAGAGAGAACUUCACAAAGAUUCGGAUUCACAACAAAUCACACAGGUCGAAUAAAAAGCACGUUGAUCACAUAAGAGAAAUAGUAGCAUCUUUGAGUCUUUGUGUCCUUGUGUCUCUGUCUCUUUGAGUCCUGUGAACUGACCUCAGGUAAGCGUCCUGCUCUGACAUGAGUCUCUGUAUCUUUGUCUCUAUGUAUCUUAGUCUCUCUGUGUCUCUGAGUCGUGUGAACUGACCUCAGGUAACCGUCCUGCUCAGACAUGAGUCUUUGUCUCUGUGUAUCUCAGUCUCUGUGUGUCUCUGAGUCCUGUGAACUGACCUCAGGUAAGCGUCCUGCUCGGACAUGAGUCUUUGUCUCUGUGUCUCUUUGAGUCGUGUGAACUGACCUCAGGUAAGCGUCCUUCUCAGACAUGAGUCUCUGUAUCGUUGUCUCUAUGUAUCUUAGUCUCUGUGUGUCUCUGAGUCUCUGAGUCGUGUGAACUGACCUCAGGUACACGUCCUGCUCAGACAUGACUCUUUGUCUCUCUGUAUCUUAGUCUGUCUGUGUCUUUGAGUCUCUGAGUCGUAUGAACUGACCUCAGGUAAGCUUCCUGCUCAGACACGACUCUUUGUCUCUAUGUAUCUCAGUCUCUGUGUGUCUUUGAGUCGUGUGAACUAUCCUCAGGUAAGCUUCCUGCUCAGACACGAGUCUUUGUCUCUAUGUAUCUUAGUCUCUGUGUGUCUCUGAGUCCUGUGAACUGACCUCAGGUAAGCUUCCUGCUCAGACACGAGUCUUUGUCUCUAUGUAUCUUAGUCUCUCUGUGUCUCUGAGUCCUGUGAACUGACCUCAGGUAAGCUUCCUGCUCAGACAUGAGUCUUUGUCUCUAUGUAUCUUAGUCUCUCUGGGUCUCUGAGUCGUGUGAACUGACCUCAGGUAAGCGUCCUGCUCGGAGAUGAGUCCGGCCGGGUCCUCCUCUCCUCCGCCGUCCUCCAGCAGCCUCCUCCGCUCACUGGGAGUCUCCAUGCAGAAAGCCUGACUUCACCUCCUGGGCUGUCUUCAAACCAUCAACCUCAGGUUGGACUGAGUCACAACAACAACAACAACAGCAGCAGCAGCAGCUGGAGGAAGAAGAAGAGGAAGAGGAGCAGCGGAGACUGAAGCUACACGAAGCCGUGAAUGGAGCGCGGAACUCGGCCUGACGCUGCCUGGGAGCCGGGCUGUUUCUCUGGAGCUUCACUUCCUGUUACUUCCUCACUUUGCUUUGUCAACAAGUCAGUCAGCUGAUCACCGUGUCCGGCUUCCUGGGUGGAUCUUUUCAGAAUAAGAGACUUCCGGGAGCCAUCGGAACAGAGUGACACUAACACGUCAUCGUCACGUUCUGAGAAAUCAUGGUUUCUAGUUUGUAUUAAUUUGUAGAAUAAAGGUUUUAAUUCUUUAUUGUGGUUUUAAAUGUGUAAACGAUGAUAAUCAGGUACAAAGUGGACGAACUUCCGUGUUGUUUCCUAAAACUAAAACGUCCGGAUAGAAACGACACCGGAAGUGAAGGGAGGGAACUAUCCCAGUUUUUGUUAUAAAAAUAAAAGCUUGUGGUUUCCCUGGUGACGUCCAGAUUCACCAACAUCACGCAGAAACUUUAAAAUGUCAACGAAGUGAAAAAUGAAAAGUUAAAACAGCUUGAAUCAGCGAGUUGAACGACCGGAUGGAGCCUGAAGAGAGAAACGAUGAGACGGGGAAAUAAACCGGAAGCAGCGCAGCGAGCAGAGGAGCAGGGUUCGAUUCCCUCGGUGUCUCAGAGGAGAAACAGAAUGGAGCUGACGGGGAAACUCAUCCUCCAGAGCAGAGCCUCAGAGCAUUACUCAAAUGGAGAAGAGGCCGUGAGGAAGCGACAGUACGAGAAGGCCGUGAUCUGCUUCUCUAGAGCCGCCACGCUGCAGCCGGAGCAGACUCGGCUGUUUGUGGCUCAGGCGGAAUCGUACCUGCAGCUCUGUGACUUCCAGUCAGCAGCAGCCUGCUUUCAAAAGGCCGAGCUCCUGGAACCCGGAGCUUUCAGCCGCCGCUUGGCUUUCAUCUACUAUCUCCAGGGUCAGUGUCUGUUCGACCGAGCUCUCUUCUCAGAAGCUCUGGACUCGUUCAGUCGAGCUGCUGAGCUGAAGCCCGGCUGCAGAGUCCUCGCUGCCAGACGUCUGGCCUGUCUGGCAGCUGCAGGUCGUCACGCUCACUGUCUGAAGCUGGUCAACGACUGGAUGACAUCGGACGGUCCGACCUCUGACCUCUACGUCCUCAGAGCCCGGCUGCACAGACGACUCCAGCAGACGUCCCAGUGUCAUCGGGACGUGAGGUCGGCGCUGGCGUUGACCCCGACGUGUCCGGAGGCCUCGGCUCUGCUGCUGCAGCUGCAGGAGGCCGGGGAAGGAGCCAGACUUCAGGCCGUGGAGCGGGCGCUGAGCGGGCGGCUCACUGAAGCCGUCUGCAGGAUCAACGCCGCUCUGGAGAACUGUCCACAGGACGCUCGCCUCCACCUGUUCAGAGGGAUUCUCCACCGACGCCUGAAGGACUUCACAGCCGCCAUCGAGGAUCUGGUUCAGGCUGUGGAGCUCAGCGAGGAGGAGGAGGAGGGUGGGGUCAAAGGUCAGGUGGAGGUCAGACACAGGCAGGACGGCUCUUUGGAGGCGGAGGCGGAGUUUCAGCUGGUUCUCACCUACAACGACUUUGCGGUUCAGUGUUUCAGCCGAGGUCUGUACGCUGAAGCUGCUCUGCUCCUCAACAAGGCCAUCGAGGAGGAGAAGGAGGAGGCGGGGCUGUACCUGAACCGAGGAGACUGUUUCUUUAAACAGGGGGAGUUGUGUUACGCUCUGUCCGACUACCAGCAGGCCGAGGAAAUGAUGCGACCGGACGACCCGGCUCUCCGGCUGCGCCUCGCUGUCCUCCACAACACUUUGGGCUCCCUCCACUUCCAGGAGGGGCGUUUCCAGGAGGCGGUGGACAUGUUGUCUCUGUCCGUCCACUACGACCCUUCAGCCGCUCGGUCCUAUGAGGACAGAGCCAAGGCCCUCAGGAGGCUCCGGGAGCUGGACGGGGCCCGAGAGGACCUGAUCCGCACACUGAUCCUGGAUCCCAGCAGCGAGGAGCUGCCUCCGAUGCUCAUGAGUCUGUUCCCUGGACGCUGUGUCUCUGAUGUUUUGUCGAGUCCUGCAGGUCAGCAGGUCAGAGGUCAGCUGACAGACGCCAUCCAGGCCUGCGGCGCCGUCUCUGAGCAGCGAAGACGCAGCGAGAAGCUCCGACUGACGACUCUGACCAAUGAGACGACAGCGAUUCAGUCAGGUGACUCCUCAGGAGGAGGAGAUGAGCCGAGGUCGAGGGUGAACCAACAGGAGGCGGAGUUAACUGUGAGGAGCCUCCUGCAAGGGCUCAUGGGAAAAACUUCAUCAUCAUCAUCACCAUCAUCAUCAUCAUGUUCUUAUCCACUAAAGUGAGGAAGAACCACCACAACAAAAAACAACAAACAAAAACCAAAGUUGUGUUUCUUUAAGACUUUCACUUUAUUUAAAAUAUAAAACACAUCAUGACAAAUUGUAAAGAAGAACAUUAAAAAAAAUAAAGAAAUCAUUUGAAAAAUGGAUGUGACGUUGAUAAGCAGUUCCAGCCUGAGUCCAGUAGAGGGCGGCAGAGACACAGCGGGUUGUGGGGAAGUUCCGCUGUGUUUUAUCCUCUAAGAUCAAAGGUUUGGUUCUUUAUCUUCAUAGUGUAUAAAAAUAAAAAUAAUAAAAAUUCAGGAUUAAUAAUUGA
Molecule: messenger RNA, 3953 nt
Organism: Pleuronectes platessa (European plaice)
Lineage: Eukaryota; Metazoa; Chordata; Actinopteri; Pleuronectiformes; Pleuronectidae
Product: tetratricopeptide repeat protein 16
Exons: 14
Coding region: 1889-3640 (583 amino acids)
Molecular function (GO): protein binding
Source: RefSeq, a predicted model, not a curated record